AACUACCGAAUGAAGUAGAUAGAGUAGUUCAUACCGCUCUCGUUCGUUCGCGGCUCCUUCCUGCUGCCUGCCUGCCUGCCUGCCUGCUGCGUUUCGAUCGAUAUCCUCUGCAUGCAAUUCUGACCGGGUCGUCAUCGUCGCGAAUGAUGCUGCUAGGUUCCCCUUCGUCCGGCGGCUACGGCGGAAAAUUCGCCGGAGCUUCACCGGCCGGUGGGACGACGACCAUGGCGCCGUCAGCAAAGCAGCCGAGCAGCAGAGCUCCUCCUCCUGGGAUCACUGGAGGGCGCAAUGACCUGCGAAUUCUUUCGCCAGCAGCAGCAGCAGCAGCUGUUGGAGGUCUUGAGAUGAAGAAGCCGGAAGCAGAGGGGAUUGCAGAGAGCCUGCAAGCGACGCACAGGAAAGAACUCGAGGCAAGUAUAAGGAAGCAGCUCCAAGGAGUGGAAUUAUCACCAUCCCCAUAUGACACUGCAUGGGUAGCUAUGGUGCCACUCCGGGGUUCGUCUCACAAUCCAAGCUUCCCUCAAUGCGUCGACUGGAUACUAGAGAAUCAAUGGGACGAUGGAUCAUGGAGUAUUGACGGGUCCAUAUCCACAGCCAACAAAGAUGUCCUAUCAUCUACGCUAGCAUGUGUUCUGGCACUCAACAAAUGGAAUGUUGGUAGGGAGCACAUCAGGAGAGGACUAAGUUUCAUUGGAAGAAAUUUCUCGAUUGCGAUGGAUGAUCAAGCAGUUGCUCCUAUAGGUUUCGGCAUCACUUUCCCAGCUAUGCUAACCCUUGCCAAUGGGUCCGGCUUGGAAGUCCCCGUCAGACAAAACGAUAUUGAUAGUCUUAAUCACCUUCGGGAGAUGAAAAUACAAAGAGAGGCCGGGAACCAUUCUCGUGGAAGAAAGGCCUAUAUGGCCUAUCUGGCAGAAGGAUUUGGGAACCUUCUGGAGUGGGAUGAAAUCAUGAUGUUCCAGAGGAAGAACGGGUCAUUGUUCAACUGUCCUUCUUCAACUGCUGGCGCAUUAGCCAAUUACCACGACGAUAAAGCUCUCCAAUACUUGCAAUCUCUAGUCAAUAAAUUUGACGGUGUAGUGCCAACACUGUAUCCACUAAACAUAUAUUGUCAGCUUUCAAUGGUGGAUGCGCUUGAAAACAUGGGAAUAUCUCAGUAUUUUGCCAGUGAAAUAAAGAGCAUCCUUGACAUGACAUACAGUUCCUGGUUAGGGAAAGAUGAGGAAAUCAUGUUAGACGUAACAACGUGCGCAAUGGCAUUUCGCCUUUUAAGAAUGAACGGUUACGAUGUUUCCUCAGAUGAGCUAUCUCAUGUUGCUGGAGCUUCAGGCUUCCGUGAUUCGCUUCAAGGGUAUCUAAACGAUAGAAAAUCUGUACUGGAAGUAUACAAGACCUCGAAACACAGUAUAUCAGAAAAUGAUUUGAUCUUAGAUAGCAUAGGCUCUUGGUCAGGCAGCCUAUUGAAGGAAAUGCUGUGCUCUAAUGGGAAAGGAACUCCAGGCCGUGAAGAGAUCGAGUUUGCUCUGAAGUAUCCCUUCUACAGCACAUUGGAACGUCUAGUCCACAGGAAGAACAUUGUGCUUUUCGACGCUAAGGGCUCCCAGAUGCUGAAAACAGAGUGCAUGCCUGUUCAUGACAGUCAAGAUUUUCUAGCUUUGGCUGUCGAUGAUUUCUGCAUCUCUCAAUCUAAUUACCAGAAUGAACUGAAUUAUCUCGAAAGUUGGGUGAAAGACAACAGACUCGACCAGCUACAUUUCGCACGGCAGAAGAUAACAUAUUGCUAUCUCUCUGGUGCUGCCACCACAUUCCGUCCUGAAAUGGGCUACGCUCGCACCUCGUGGGCAAGAACCGCUUGGUUGACGGCUGUUAUCGACGAUCUCUUCGAUGUUGGUGGAUUAGAACAAGAACAAGAAAACCUCCUAGCAUUAAUGGAGAAGUGGGAAGAGCCUGGUGAAGAUGAGUACUACUCUGAAGAUGUAAAGAUCGUGUUCCAGGCUCUUUAUAAUACGGUGAACGAGAUUGGCGCAAAGGCUUCCGCGUUACAAGGCCAUGAUGUUACCAAGUACCUAGUAGACGUAUGGCUACAUGUGGUGAGGUGUAUGAAGGUUGAGGCAGAAUGGCAGAGGAGCCAGCAUCUGCCAACGUUCGAAGAAUACAUGGAAAGUGGCAUGGUGUCACUUGGACAGGGCUGUACGGUGAUGUCGGCAUUGUUUCUGAUCGGAGAAAAGCUCCCGGAGGGUAUUGUCGAACUUGAAGAAUACGAUGAGUUGUUCAGGCUGAUGGGCACUUGCGGCCGUCUCCUGAAUGACAUUCGAGGCAUUGAGAGGGAGGAGUCGGACGGCAAAAUGACGAACGGCGUCUCGCUGCUCGUUCACGCUAGCGGCGGCUCCAUGUCCGUAGACGAGGCCAAAACCGAAGUGAUGAAGCGCAUCGACGCCUCACGGAGGAAGCUGCUGAGCUUGGUCGUCAGCGAACAGGAAGGCCCUAUCCCGAGGCCGUGCAAGCAGCUGUUCUGGAAGAUGUGCAAGAUUCUUCACCUGUUCUACUACCAGACCGACGGAUUCAGUUCUCCCAAAGAGAUGGUCAGCGCAGUGGAUGCAGUCAUCAACGAGCCACUUCAACUCAGAUUAUUGUAGAUUCAUCUCUGUCACUUUUUCUUUUUUUUUUUUUGGAUACUAAAGUACUACCAGUGUUGCAUGUAAAAGCUGAGGUAAUCAGAAUGUGGAUGACUUAGUUGGGAUUACACAGUUUGAUCGAUGGCCGCACUAAUCUGGUUCAUAAUUUUCACCGGUUUGUGGACAGAGUGGAACCAUAUAUAAGAGAGUAGAGGAUGGUCGUCGUCCAUACUCAAAUUUGUUAGGAUUUGCGUCAUGUAUGUUAUAUGAAAGAGCAAAUAAAUACAUAGGUUAGGUAUGUGUAAUAAACAGAGAUACGAUGUAAGUAUCCAGAGCUGGUGGCUACCAGAACAACAUAAUCGUACAUCUUUGGGGUAUGUUGUCACGACCUA
Molecule: messenger RNA, 3004 nt
Organism: Oryza sativa Japonica Group (Japanese rice)
Lineage: Eukaryota; Viridiplantae; Streptophyta; Magnoliopsida; Poales; Poaceae
Source: RefSeq, a predicted model, not a curated record